AUGGCCUCCAGCAUUCCCCUCCUCCUGCGGCUCCUCUUCUUUGGUAUUCUGGCAUCUGCAAAUCUUGUCGAAUACCAAAAGCGACAAGGCAACGACUCCUCUGUACAACAAUGCCUCCAAUCGGCAGACGUACCAUUCUCUUUACCUUCCAAUUCCAGUUGGUCCCUCGACUCUGAAGCCUGGAAUGCCCGCGUCGCCCCCGUCCCAUCUGUCGUUGUCUUUCCCCAAAAUGAAGAUCAAGUCUCCUCUGCUAUCAAGUGCGCUGGAGAAAGUGGAGUCAAAGUCACCACAAUUGGCGGCAACAGAUCCUUCCAGAGCAUGGCAUUUGGUCGAACUGAUGGAGCUCUCGUCGUCAACCUGAGUAACAUGAAAGUGCUCAAAUACGACGAUAAAGCCCAAACCUUGACAUAUGGAGGACCGGUGACGAUCUCCGAGGCUGCGAAAUUCUUGUGGGAAAAGCACUCCCGCGCUCUCAUGCAUGGCCGCUGCCCAGAUGUGGGAAUGACGGGUGUAGCAUUUGGUGGAGGAUUCGGAACGCUUUCGAGACUGCACGGGACUGUCCUGGAUGACAUAGUUUCAGUGCGAGUUGCGCUUGCGGAUGGGAAGAUUGUGGAUGCUUCUGCUACGGAGAACUCUGAGCUUCUGUGGGCGGUCAGAGGAGCCGCUGCGAGCUUUGGGGUUGUAUUGACUGUUACGAUUGAGACUUUCGCGAAACCAUCGGAUACUAUUGUGUCGUAUACCAUUGGUUUCUCCGAGGAGGUGAAGAAUAUCACGAUGGAGGAGAAUGUUGGUGCUUUGACGGGUCUGCAGGCUUGGGCGCAAAGUGCUGACAAUGUGGACACCAUUUCGGUGCGCAUGGAUCUCAAAACCAAUGUUUCCAUGAAGGGAUUUUUCUAUGGAAGCACAUCUGAGUUUGAUACUGUUACGGCUGGGAUGCUGAAACAUCUACCAGCAAGGAUGUCUCUUCUGGAGCAGCAGCCGUACACUGACUUCUUGCUUUCGGAGAAUUUCACCACUCCCGGUCUUAUCGAAGGCUCCAACACAGAGCGCCGAUACUUCUACAUCACCUCAACAGUCAUCCCCGACAGCCAUCCCCUCACCAACGAAACCGCCACAAGCCUAUUUGAGAAUACUGCUUACGCACCUGCGCCUAGCGCAGGUAGAGCAUCCGGAUUUGUCGAUCUAUGGGGCGGAGCGUUCACCAAGACUGUUGCUCCCGAUGCAUCUGCUUGGAAACACGACAACAACCUCCUCCUGGUCAGAUGGGACUUGCGUGCUCUGACACUGGACAAACCUUUUACUAAGGAUGACCAGGCGAACCUGAGGAAGGGAUUUUAUGACUUCAUCAACGCUUACAAGGAUGAUGGGGGCGUUCCGCAAGGGUUCCCCAAUUAUCGAGAUGCGGAUUGGACCGUGGAGGAGACGGCCGAGUACCUUUUCGGGAGCAAUUGGGACAGAUUGAUCAAAGCCAAGAAAACAUUGGAUCCCCAGGGCGUUUUCAAUGCGGAUCCGCAGGAUGUGCCUGUCAGCUGAGUGGCCAUGUAGUUGGCUGGUGUUGGUGGUAUCUUUCUCUAGGUACAAUUCUUCUCGACGAUACAUGUGUCGAAGUCACAGUUUG
Messenger RNA from Sphaerulina musiva SO2202, 1618 nucleotides. Its product is annotated as berberine-like protein. Gene Ontology annotation, molecular function: oxidoreductase activity; FAD binding. Lineage: Eukaryota; Fungi; Ascomycota; Dothideomycetes; Mycosphaerellales; Mycosphaerellaceae. Bases 1 to 1533 code for a protein of 510 amino acids. The record is from RefSeq and is a predicted model, not a curated record. The transcript has 2 exons.